Molecule: messenger RNA, 738 nt
Organism: Lactuca saligna
Lineage: Eukaryota; Viridiplantae; Streptophyta; Magnoliopsida; Asterales; Asteraceae
Source: the annotation of a GenBank genome assembly
AUGGCACCGAAGAAGAAAUCCGCAAGUACAUUGGUGAAAACCACCAAGAAAACCAUACAAGAAACAGUUCAAGUUUCUGUGGUUGAUCAAACCACCAAAAAACCAGUCACGAGAGGCCUUUCAUCUAAAGAAAAAGUCGAAAUCAUCACUGUAAAAACCCCAAUAGAGAAAGAAACCCUAGAAGAUGAUGAUACUCAGUUAGAAGAACUAGAAGAUGGAGAUGAAGAUAUUGUAAAUGAUGCAGUAACAAGAGAAAUCAAAGUUCAAGAUGCCACUCCGACCCCAGAAAAAAAGGAACAGCCCAAGAAAACCACCACCCGUGAGGGCGGUGGGAGGAAGAAGGCGGAGGAGAAUAUUGAGGGUAAGAAGAAGAGGAAAAGGAGGAAGGUGGGGGAGAGUGGUGGUGAAGGGUAUAAGAGGUACCUGUUUAGGGUGUUGAAGCAGGUGCAUCCUGAUUUAGCGAUAUCGUCGAAGGCUAUGACGAUUAUCAGCAAUUUAAUGGCGGAUAUGUUUGAAAGGCUGGCGGAGGAUGCGGCUCGGUUGUCGGAUUAUAGCAAGAAGGCGACAAUGACGGCGAGGGAGAUUCAAGGGGCGGUGAAAUUGGUGGUGCCGGGAGAGCUUGGGAAGCAUGCAGUUGCAGAGGGGACUAAGGCUGUCACCAGCUACAUGUCUUACGGCGGCGGUGGUCGUGGUCGUGGUCGUGGCGGUGGUCGGGAGUCCGAGUCUCAAACUUUUUAG